Molecule: messenger RNA, 1555 nt
Organism: Bursaphelenchus okinawaensis
Lineage: Eukaryota; Metazoa; Nematoda; Chromadorea; Rhabditida; Aphelenchoididae
Source: the annotation of a GenBank genome assembly
AUGCAAUUGGGUGCUUUGGCCACAGUCUUUGGACAGUUUUUCUUCUUCUGUUUGGCUCCUAGACGUGGCGACCUUUUGUGUAUGUUAAUUGGUUUUUAAUGUUACUGUAGGGGUUUGUUUACUGAGCUAGUAGAAAACAUUUACUGAGGGUGUGGUAAAGCAAAGUUUGUGAUUAGGCUUAGUAGAAGGAAAUGGGGUAGAAUAAAAAGUAGGGUACAGUGGAGUAGAAUAGGAUAAGUUAGGGUAUAUCAAGACAGGGCAGAACAAGAUGGAUAGGGUAUCGCAAGGCAAGGCAAAACUGGGUGGGGUAGGGUAAGGUAUGGUAUUGUAACGUCCCAUUUUUUAACUGACCAUAUUGUAGUUGACAUCUCCGCCUUCUUCACCUUCCUCGGCUUCUACUCUGUGACUUCUGACUUUGUGGCAUUAGCUAUUGAACGAUUAUUUGCUUCAGUAUUCAAUACCAGUUACGAACAUCGAAAGAACGUGUUUCUAUUAAUAACUCUCUUUAUUUUUACUCUGACCAUAUUCUGCUACAUGACUUACUACCAAAUCUACAAUACUUCGGAGAAAAGUGAGUUGAUUAUAAUCUUAUGGAUGGUCAUGUUGUUGUAUGUUGAAUAAACUUUGACAUGUUUCAGUUCGAUUUCUCAUCCAAUUGACUUGUUUAUUCAUUGCUUCAUCGUUAAUUACCUCACUUAUAGUAAGUUAUAUUACAUACCAUGUUAUAGUAAGUCAAAUUACAUAAACUUUUCAGGGUAAUCUAUUUAUUUAUAUUAGGUUGUUCAAAUAAUUCUGUGCCCCACGUCAAAGCAAAUUUUUGUGGUGAAUGCUUUGAGAGAGAGCGCAGAAUUAUUUGAACAACCUAAUAUCAUAACAUCCGGUGAUAGCUUAACUUUCAGAUCCUCCGCCUGAUUGAAAUCUGGAACAAGCAACGAUACGGUGUAGCCAUCCAAAACAAGAAGUCUUAUACAUUGAGUCAACGAUUUCAAUUAAUCGAAAACAUCAAAAUGACCCGAGGGCUUCGAAAUGGAAUUCAAAUAUUUGUCAUUGUUGGCUGUAUCACUGCCGUCUUCUAUGCUGUUGGUUAUGCUACGUACAAUGGCACUUAUGGGGUAAGUGGGGGUUUUUGAAGGGUUCGCAGGCUGCGGGGGACAAGUUAUACGAUGGGAUUGGAAUUGUGUUUUAUUAUAGCUUAUCCUUGAGAAGACUACUGGACUAAAUACUACCCUACCCUAUCCUACCUUACCCUACCCUACCCUAUUAUUACAAGUGGUUUCAGGAGCUCUUCUUCGGCUACAGGUCCCUCGCCAUCACCGUAAUUAACAUAGGCUUCUCUAUAUCCUUCUACGUCACUAUCAAUUCAAAUAACUUGUGGAAAAAAGACAUUAAUGUAACGUACGACGAUGUUCGUAAGCUACUAAGCUCGUCUAAAGUUGAUGAACAACAAACAUCAGCUCUCAAACAGAACAUUAAUGGAAAGGAGAUGAUCUUCGACGUGAUUCAAAGCACUGAUCUUCAUUUUCAACAGCUCAGAAGCAGCUGGGAGGACGAGUAA